UUGGCUUUGUGUAUAUUACGAGGACUGCGCGAGGACCGUAUUCCGAAUCGAGUCUUCGAUUCUAUUAAGGCAGUUAAUUUGAUAUCUCUUGCUAUCGUCUGUUUAUUUUUGUACGCCGAAAAUCAAUUUUGGUACGAGUUUAUGGAACAAAAGCAGAAGUGUGGAGAAUAUUUGCAACAUUAAAGAACUGAAAUAUCAGUUUUGAAAUAUCGGUACAAAAACAAGUGUUACUGACACCAAACUAUAGGAUUUCAAAUCAUGAAUGUCGAAAGCGCAAUGAAACACACAAUCAGAAUAAAACAAGAACCAAGAGAUGAUUUAAAUUAUGACGAGUACGUCAAGAAUGAAGGAUCGCUUCGAAAGGAUGUGAAAUUGGAAUACGACACGAGUCAGUAUGAAAAUACUAUACCGGCUCAACAAGAGAAAGACAAUUUUUCAAUUUUACAAAAUUCAUCUGACGAUGAAAUCACACCAGAGUUUGAAUGUCAUGAUGUAAAGCCAACUAUUGAUUUCUUACGAACAAGAAUACCUGAAUAUACCUAUGGAAAUGGAUUUAUUAAAAUUAAGAAUGAAGAAAGUGAUAACAACGAUGUUGGGAAGGAAGCUGUAAAUAAUAUAAAAUCAGAUUUUCAUGACAGUAAUGAAGAACAGACAAUUAAAAAAUUUACGCUCAUGCCCUUACAAUUUAAUCGCACAAAAGAAAGCGAUGUAAGUUCGGAAAAUUUCAAGAAAAAGACUUCAAUUCAAACGGACAUCACUAUUCAUCAUCAACAUGCGAAAUCGUUCAUUUUUGAGAUCGGUAGAGAAAAAUUGAAAUCCGCGUCUAAUUGCAGUAAAGACUCUCCAGCGGUAUGUAAAUAUGAAAAGGAUUUGCAGAAACAUAUCGAUGUGGUGAACAACCAUUUGAAACCUCAUAAGUGUGAAAUUUGUCAAAAAGCAUUCGUUCGAAAAGGUACUCUUGAAAGACACAUCGAUACACUGCAUAACAAUUUGAAAUCCUACGAAUGUGAAUUUUGUCGAAAAGUAUUUCGGCUAAAACAUCAUCUCAAAAGGCACAUCUUAGCUCUUCACAAACAUUUUAAGCCUUUCAAGUGCGAGGUAUGUCUAAAACAAUUUGGAUUAAAACAUAUUCUCAGAAAGCACAUUGAUAUAGUGCAUAACAGUUUGAAACCUUUCAAGUGUGAAGUUUGUCAAAAAGAAUUUGGAUUAAAACAAAAUCUCAAAAUGCACAUUGAUGCAGUGCAUAACAGUUCGAAACCUUUCAAGUGCGAGGUAUGUCUAAAACAAUUUGGAUUAAAACAUAUUCUCAAAAAGCACAUUGAUACAGUGCAUAACAGUUUGAAACCUUUCAAGUGUGAAGUUUGUCAAAAAGAAUUUGGAAUAAAAGAAAAUCUCAAAAAGCACAUUGAUACAGUGCAUAACAGUUUGAAACCUUUCAAGUGUGAAGUUUGUCAAAAAGAAUUUGGAUUCAAACAAAAUCUCAAAAGGCACAUUGAUACAGUGCAUAACGGUUUGAAAUCUUUCAAGUGUGAAGUUUGUCAAAAAGAAUUUGGAUUAAAACAUAUUCUCAAAAUGCACAUUGAUACAGUGCAUAACAGUUUGAAACCUUUCAAGUGUGAAGUUUGUCAAAAAGAAUUUGGAUUAAAAGAAAAUCUCAAAAAGCACAUUGAUACAGUGCAUAACAGUUUGAAACCUUUCAAGUGUGAAGUUUGUCAAAAAGAAUUUGGAUUAAAACAAAAUCUCAAAAGGCACAUUGAUGCAGUGCAUAACGGUUUGAAACCUUUCAAGUGUGAAGUUUGUGAAAAAGCAUUUGGGCAAAAAGGUCAUCUCAGAAGACACAUGAAUUCGUUUCACAACAACUUAAAGUCUUACAAAUGUUAAGUAUGUCCAAAAGUAUUUGGGAUACAAAGUAAACUUAAAAAUCAUAUUGAUGCGGUGCACAAAAAUUUUGUAAACAAGUGCGAGGUAAAUAAAAAAAAAUUCUGAUUAAAAGAUAAUUUCAAUAGAUAUAUUGACGCAGUGCAUAACAGAUUACACAGCUUACACACACCUUACAAGCAAAAAGUAGUUGGACAAAAUUGUAGUUUCCAACGUUAAAUUCGUAGCUUAUACACUUCAAAUUAGUCGUACCUGCACUGAGGAAUUCGAUAUGCAAUUGUAAGAAUACAUUAGAGGUAUGUGAAAAAAAAAACUCGAAAUUAUCGAAUCUUUGAUAUCUGAUAUCGUACAUGAAUACGCUCGUCUUUUAUUCCAUUAUAUGCACGUCUGACGAAAGACAUAUUUUUCUACUGAGUCUUCGCAUAUAGUCGAUUUAUGAGUAACAUACAAGUGAAGUUAGGGUUGUCGAUAGGGAUUGACUAUUUUUUUUCUUAAUGAAAAAAAAAACAUACAUUGCAAGUAUGCAUUAUUUGAUCUAAAUACUAUUAUAUAACGACGACAUUAUAAAAAUGCUGUAAUAAAUUAUGAAAAAAAAAUGAAAUUUUUUCUUGAAUAACCUUGAAGAAACAACACAUUAUUUGAAUAUGUUAUGCUUCUUUGAUUUAAUAUAAUGCGAACCUUUCCAAUAGUAAAAUUACCUGGUGUUUUUUUCAGUAACUAUACAAUGAUCUAUCGCGUAAUUUUUAUAAGUUCAAUAAUUUAUAGUCCUUAAUUACCUUACGAACAAUUGCAUCAUCGUAUUAAUUAUUGUGUUUUUAAUUUUUUUGAAUGAA
This is a messenger RNA of Trichogramma pretiosum, 2711 nucleotides long. RefSeq names its product zinc finger protein 729-like. The record is from RefSeq and is a predicted model, not a curated record. Lineage: Eukaryota; Metazoa; Arthropoda; Insecta; Hymenoptera; Trichogrammatidae. Gene Ontology annotation, biological process: regulation of transcription by RNA polymerase II. Gene Ontology annotation, molecular function: RNA polymerase II transcription regulatory region sequence-specific DNA binding; DNA-binding transcription factor activity, RNA polymerase II-specific. The transcript has 4 exons. Bases 259 to 1881 code for a protein of 540 amino acids. Gene Ontology annotation, cellular component: nucleus.